Molecule: messenger RNA, 924 nt
Organism: Mycena indigotica
Lineage: Eukaryota; Fungi; Basidiomycota; Agaricomycetes; Agaricales; Mycenaceae
Exons: 3
Coding region: 46-924 (292 amino acids)
Molecular function (GO): protein binding
Source: RefSeq, a predicted model, not a curated record
ACCACCAAACCACAAAUUUAUUCUUUAAGAACUAAUAUUCCCGCAAUGGACAGUGCAACAAACCUUCCAGACCUCCCGACUGAGCUGGAACGAGUAAUAUUUGAAAUGGUGGCGGAAGAUGACUUGCAGGAUGGAUUGAGACUUUCGUUUGUGGCCAAGCGCGUGCGAGAAUGGGUCGAGCCCAUCAUAUACCGCCGCCUCGUCGUCUACAGAACCAAGUGGCACACUCACGAUGCGGAGCUCAAGCUCAAGCCCGCGGUUUUCCCUUUUAAGCGGACGGUGGACCUCGCCCAACUACAAACUAUGCGCUUUGCGCGCCAUGUCCAUACUCUCUACGUGGCCAACAUCACGGUGCUGGAGCUAUCGACGCUGCUGACCGCCUGCACUCGCAUUUCCGAGCUGGGAAUGUCGGAAUGCGUCUUGGAUUCAUCCGUUUUGGGACUCAUUAACGCCCGCAAACUCUCUCGGCUGUCUGUAGGUGGGAAAGAAGACUAUUUCGCAACAUCCUUCAACUUCCCGUCCCGCGCGCUUACUGCCACGCUCACGCAUCUGGACCUCACUUCGGAGAGGGUGCCGACUGGGACGCUCGCCCGGUUCACGCGGCUGACCCACCUCUGCUUUUUUGCCGAGCACGUGGCGCCGGAGGAGUCCUGGCGGGAGAGCGUCUUUGCGACGCUUCCGCAGCUCAAAAUUUUGCUCCAGAUAUCGUCGGUCGCAGUCGUGCAGCACGCGCGCCGCUUGCCGCCGGUUUGCGACGAUCCCCGCUUCAUUGCCCUCGCCCCGCCUCGCUCGCGGUACUUCCCCAAGGGCCGGUUGUAUGUGGCGCAUGGCUGCUGGGAAGCGGCAGAGAGAAUUGUGGAAGAGAGAGCGGCUAAAUCUAAGAAGACCGAGAAAAUCCCAAUGCUCACCAGUGUCACCACCUAA